Acytostelium subglobosum LB1 is the source of this 1455-nucleotide messenger RNA. RefSeq lists its product as hypothetical. Gene Ontology annotation, molecular function: protein binding. The transcript has a single exon. The coding region runs from base 1 to 1455 and encodes 484 amino acids. Lineage: Eukaryota; Evosea; Eumycetozoa; Acytosteliales; Acytosteliaceae. The record is from RefSeq and is a predicted model, not a curated record.
AUGAUCGAGAAGGAUAUGGAGGAGUUAUGGUGUACUCCGAGGUUGGACCAUCUGUGGAAGACUCUUCAAAAGUGUGCAGGUUCAUAUCAAUCAUUGCAACAGACACAUUCAGAGAUAACGGGUCACUUUGAACAACUGAUCAAGGUGAUCAUCGCUGAGGAGCACAAGAUCAAAACACCAAUCAAUGCUCAAAUGUCACACAUUCAAUCAACAAUCAACAACAUCAUCAAUGAGAUCAAAGACAUCAAUCAUAUCAUCAAUAUCCAAUAUCCGACGACAACAGAUAACAACAACAGUGAUAAUGAUAUAACACCAUUAAUUGAAUCGAUCACACAGUGCAAGACUAUUGAUGAGUUCACCAACAUCAUCACUCAAUCUGAUAUUGAUACACAACAACAACAACAACAAAACAAGGUCGAUGAUGAUGAUGAACUGUUGUCAAUGAUCAUUCGUCACCGUCAACACAUUGAUCAGGUGCCCUAUAAAGGGACGGAUGAGAUGAUGUUGCAACCCAGCCGUAUAGAGACUAAUGUCAUCGUGUUGAACGGUGUCAGGAAGCAGAUCGAGUCUUGUUUCAAACUCAUUCAACAUGGAAGCGCUGGCAUAUAUGAUGGCCACAUCAUGUCUCUGACUGGCGAUCAAUGCUCAGUAUUCUCGCUUGAUACGUUCAAAUGGACAUCAUUAGACAGGGCAUUCAAACGAUCAUUCAUGAUCUCAGCUUUAUCAAUUGCCUAUGCCCGUGGACAUAUCUAUGUGUUUGGCGGACCGGACAAAAAGUCAUACUCUCGAUACUCUCUGUUCGAUGGUCAAUGCCACACUGCACCAUUGCCAAGUGAGGAUGAGCCAUUUAACAUCACAACUGCAUGCUACGAUGGUCAAAAGUACAUCUACGUCACCGGUGAUUAUGUAACAAGAGAGAACGAUGGGGUAUACCGUCUCAACGUCUUGACUCAAGAGUGUGACAUCUAUGGAACACUUCCAUGCCAUUUGGGGUUUGGCAGAGCCAACUUCAAGGCCGACUCCAACUCACUGGUUAUCGUUGGUGAAGAGAAAAUCAUUAUGUUCAAUGUCGAGACAAAGGAGUCUAAUUAUUUCUACGUACCAUCAGAGACUGAUCCAACUGAUGCCCAUUACAUCUACGAGAGUUGCUUCGAUGGUCAAGACGACCUAUACCUUUUGGCUGCUGAUGGCGAAAUCGAAGACGAUGAUGCUGAUCGAUUCAUUCGAUUCACAUUGUCCACCAAGAAAAUAACCAAGUUGGCCAUGUGGCCAAAGCACAAAAAAUUCCAUCGCUUGAUCUAUGAUCAAUCGUUUGGAAUCAUCUAUAUGGGCGGAAGACAAAGCAAGAACUUUCAAUACUCUAUACCAGAUGAUCACUGGUCUCUGAUCACUGAUGGAAAUCUCCCUUUAAAGGGUAUUAUACAGAAUGGAGCAUGCUUGAUUCGAGAUCACUGA